UAAUGUUGCAGUUUGAAAGCUACAUUUCCUGCAAUUCUACACCUUGCCAUGGGUCUGAGAGAAAAUAUGCAGUUUUAAAGAUAUCCUGCAAUUAUAGACAUUUUGCUAUGGCUGAUAUUAUGAGUGACUCAAACAUCAUAGCAAAAUCACUGGGGGCCACAUGCCAUGACAAAAAUACUCCUAAUUUCAUAAUUCUUUUCAAUUUUAGAUUUUCUCUACUUUUAUAUCUGGUUUAAGUCAUUUUAAAUUUGCACUAUGCAGAAAUCGCCCUGCAAUUUCCUGGUUGCUAAAACUCUAAUUUGUCUGAUUUCAGUUAGUAUAGUGUAGAAAAUUAUUGGACCAUCUAAACUGCUGUGAAAUAUAUUUUUCAUAACCAAAAAUAUUGUUUCAGCUGUUUGAGGCUGGUGUACUAAACCGAAAGUAAAAGACUCAAAAACAAAACUUAAGAACGGGAAGCAUAGAAAUAGUGCACAUAGAACAUAUCUACCUACCGCUUCUUAGACUUGCUUCCAAGAAGAAUUAUAGAUUUAUAACUCACCAUUCUAUGUGAAAUUGGUUGCGUGGCCAAAAAAGCUACAUAUUUAAGUUUACACUAAACGUUUUCCCACCCUGAUUGCAUUUUUUCGUUUUUUUUUUACUGUUUGGACAUGGGCAGUCCGAUAAAACACUUGGGUGCGGCCCGCCCAAGUCUUUUCAAUGCAGACGAAAACCUUGCAUGCAGUGCCCUGGCUAUAAUAAAAUAUAAUCACUACAUGUUGCUUGGAUGGACUUAAUUUUGACAGUAAAUGAAGACAUUCUAUUAGGAAUCGCUCUCAUGUAAAGUAAGUAUAGUUCCACCAAGCCUUUUGUCAAGAUCAGAACAUUCAAGCAAUCAUUGUGUACCCCUGAAGAAACUUUGUUUAUACCCAUUAAAUUACUGUAUAUGCACGACUUAAUUUUUACAAGUUUACUAUUCCAUUCGUUGGCACCACCAACAUUUUUUUGAGGGGUGUGUGUGUGUCAACUCAUGCUUUUUUCAAGAACAGAACAUGAACUGGGGACCACCUGUAAUUUAGUGUAUAAAGCUGAGAAGUGUUCACUUUUCAAUCUUCAUGAAGUUGUAGAGUAGACAAUGGCCCAUGAUGGCUAUAAUCCCCCAUCCACUCAGAACAUUCCAGAUAGUACAUACCAAAUGUUAUGUGCCUGAUAAAUGAUACAUCUCAAAAUUUGACACAUUUGCUCCCUGAAACCUAACCUAACACUUUGGGCUAAGCUGCCCCGGCCUGUACCACAGGUAUAGUUCGCUUUGCCCUACAACAUCCCCAUGACAUACCUAUCCCUCCUCUGGCUCUCUACCUCCUCAAAGAGGAACACCGAUUUAGUCGAUGAUUUACAGUCACUAGUUCUUUUUUUGACCUUUUUGUUUGAAAGUUUGUGCCUAGUAUACUUUUACAGUGAUCUCUUAAUCGCCCCAAAGAUAUGCCGGAAAUGUGUUUGGCUCAGGAGCAGACUGAAGUCAAGGGGAAGGUAUGUUUUUGCAGCUGAAAGAUUCCAGCUUGAUUUCUUAAGGGUUGAAUUCUUGCACGCUGCCCCCCUCUCCCCUCCCUACCUCACAGACUGCAUAUUUUUAAUUCCAGGUCUCAGGUAUGCACAGUCAGAUAGUAUGGAUUACACUGGCCAUGUCGUCUAAUAAACGCCACUACCUAAAGCCUCGCAUUCAGCAGAGAUGUACCCUGUAUUCAUUUACCAUGUGCUUUACCUCUCUCUGUCUGUUCAUGGAUGUUGCAACUCUCCAGGUGUUAUUCCAUUGUACUAUAACAUAAGUAGUAGCUACUGCUGUAAAAUACUAACAAGAUAUGGUGAAGUGACUCUUCUCAAUAGUAGUUAAUAGCUAAACACUUCCUUGUCGUCACUGGAAGCAUUUCUUCUAAGGUACAUUAAACAGCGGGUAAUCAGUCUCGUCAUUAAAUACAAAGGUUAUUUGUGUUUUCCUGUCCAUUGUUUUUCAGACAAGUAUUAUUUCAUUUGUGUCGUUGUGACUUAAAUAUUUUUUUACACAAAAAAAGCUUCAUAGCAUUACUUCCACUUUUUUUCAACUAUGUUAAUAUCGUUGAAUACCAAAGGCAUUAGAGAAUGUGCUGUAAUUCUGCAGUAGUUUCAUUGCUUGGUUAGAAGGGUGGUUUUUGACUGGGGGAGAAUCAGCUGGGUUCUAAUGACACUCAACCUGCCACAGCAAACAGUCAUUAGCCAAAACCACACUCUGGGUCAGUCAAUCCUCAACUGCCAACCAGUGUUGACUUUGCAUCCAUUUCCUCCAAUAACGUAGGCCAUUUUAUAUUUGACAUUUUGUAUUUAGUUAUAGUACUGAAUUUGGGGACUUGUCAGACACUCUGUUCAGAAAGGCAAGUAACAAACACACUUACAAACUACUCCUACACUUUGGAUGCCAUCGUGCUUAGCCACAUGCGUUACACUUCUGACACCAAAUGUUGCAAAUUUAUGGGGUAGCCGUCUGGGACUUGCAUUUGUGAGUCCAAGACCUUUGCCAUUAAACCAAUAAAGGUUCAAGCCUCUUGAAAAGGUUGUUAGGUGUUGUACGGAGAAUGAUUGUUAGAAUUUAGCUGCUAUUUAAAGUCAGUCACAGUCCAGACUCUAUUGAAUGUACAGCUGUACAUUAAUUGGCAAAUCAGCUUCUGUUCUCAACAUGUUAUCAUUUCUUGUGAUCUAUCUAAUGGUAGAGAGCUGGUUGCCAUUUUAUAGUAUUAGUGGUGGUUUAUUUUGGGAAACAGACUGCAUGUAACUUGCUUGUGCUUUGAACCAUGUUGCUACUAGAGAUGCCUUUUGUCAUUUUACAUGAAUGAAAACAACAUGAAUGUAUUAGUGUCAUGUUGCACAAGCUUUGGUGUUUCCUGUAUUGUGCUUGAGCAGUGACCAGUCAUAACAUAGCUGUAAGACUAAUGGGACACACCUAUAACAAGACUGUGACUGUUAUUUCUCUGACUGUCAUUCUCCUGGGCUCGGUGGAAGGUAACGGGGUACAGAUGCAGAGAGAUGUUCAGUGCUGUAUGCAGUACUCCCAGGGGAAAGUGCGCACCAAAGACGUGCUGAGGUUUGAGGUACAGACGGAGGGGCCAGACUGCAGUAUAAAAGCCAUCAUACUGUACACCAAGAAGGCGGUGAAGUGUGCUGACCCCAGAGACCGAAAGGUCAAGAGGUUACUGAGGAAGCUGCUCCAGAGGCAGAGGACCAAAGCACAUAGGAUCAUGUGGCUCUACCCUCAUGGCAACCUGCCAGUCAUGUCGGAGGACAAGAAGGAUGGGUGGGAUGCCUUCCAUGUGGAAUGAGUGUGAGGCCAAGUAAACUUCCAGCGGCUUGUCAUCCUAACUCAGCCAAGCUUUCUGACUCUCCAGUCGUCUCGUGUCAAUAUCUCCCUGGGAGUGUGGUGGCGGAGCUGUCAUUGCCAUACAGUCCAUGAGAGGUUUUGAUAUAUAGCUAAAUGUAUUUUACACUGACUGUCGCUAACUAUGCCAAAGUAUUAUGCUAAGUAUUUCUGAUUACUCUAGCCCAAGAAACCAGUCUUCACCGUCUGUGUAUACCUGUUCAAUGUAUACCUGUUCAAUUUCCUAGAGGGCUUGUUCUCGCCUGAAACACAAUGUAAUGUAGAAAAAUGCACUGUCUGUUUAAACACGACAUCUGAAGUGGAUCUUUUCUAAAUAAAUGGACCUGAAAGAA
Oncorhynchus keta (chum salmon) is the source of this 3711-nucleotide messenger RNA. RefSeq names its product C-C motif chemokine 17-like. Bases 2937 to 3323 code for a protein of 128 amino acids. Gene Ontology annotation, biological process: immune response; inflammatory response; neutrophil chemotaxis. Gene Ontology annotation, molecular function: CCR chemokine receptor binding; chemokine activity. The transcript is spliced from 6 exons. Gene Ontology annotation, cellular component: extracellular region. Lineage: Eukaryota; Metazoa; Chordata; Actinopteri; Salmoniformes; Salmonidae. The record is from RefSeq and is a predicted model, not a curated record.